AUGAAUGAACUGAGAGGGGUCAACUACACUGAGGUCACAGAAUUCAUCCUGGUUGGACUUUCCAAUCAGCUCAAAAGUCAAAUCAUCUUCUUCUGUAUCUUGCUCCAUCUCUAUCUGGGAACCAUCAUGGGAAAUAUCCUCAUCAUUCUGGUAGUGUGGAAAGAGCCUCGACUUCACACCCCAAUGUAUUUCUUCCUUUGCAAUCUGUCCUUUGUUGACCUGUGUUCCACCACCACCGCAGUGCCUCCGGCCCUUGUCAACUGCCUGAGAGACUGCCCCACUAUCACCUACAAUGACUGCUUCGCCCAAAUGACCAUCUCCCUUUUCUGGGGCAUCACUGAAUGCUGCCUAUUGGCCGUCAUGGCUUACGACCGAUUCGUCGCCAUAUCGAACCCCCUGCGUUACACGCUGAUCAUGACAAUGAGGGCUUGUUUCCAGACUGCCGCUACCAUGUGGAUAAGUAACUUCCUGUUGGCCUUAAUUCCCGUGGUCACCAUACCGGUUCGGUUUUGUGCAGGGCACAAUGUAGUGAAUCAUUUUGUAUGUGAGUUGGAAGCCGUCUUAAAGCUGGUUUGCUCGGACACCACUGUCAGUGAGAUCCUGAUGUUGAUAAACUCGAUCUUCAUCUUCCCCCUCCCCUUUCUGUUCAUCCUUCUCUCUUAUAUCCGGAUCGUGGUGGCCAUCUUGAAAAUCCCCUCCACAGCUGGGCGGAGGAAAGCUUUCUCCACCUGUGGAUCGCACCUGAUUGUGGUGACCAUCUAUUAGGGAACCCUCAUCUCCAUUUAUCUCAAACCUCAGAACAAAGACAGCAAGGACCAGGACAAAAUCAUCUCUAUAUUUUAUGGAACAGUAAUCCCCAUGAUGAACCCCCUCAUUUAUAUGUUGAGAAACAAGGAUAUGAUAGGGGCCCUGAGAAAGGCAGUUGGGAAAACCAAGCAAGUAAAGCUGUCCAUUGUGUGA
Molecule: messenger RNA, 960 nt
Organism: Ornithorhynchus anatinus (platypus)
Lineage: Eukaryota; Metazoa; Chordata; Mammalia; Monotremata; Ornithorhynchidae
Product: olfactory receptor 13H1-like
Exons: 1
Biological process (GO): G protein-coupled receptor signaling pathway
Cellular component (GO): membrane
Molecular function (GO): G protein-coupled receptor activity; olfactory receptor activity
Source: RefSeq, a predicted model, not a curated record